AUGAAUACACGCCUUGUGGCAAUCGCACCGGCGACAAGCAAGACCGCGUCCGGUAGCAUCGGGGGUAAUUCAACACCCUUCACUACGAUGUCCUACAACUGUCAGCAUUGCGUACGGAGGAAAAUCAAAUGCGAUAGGGCCAUGCCGUCCUGCUCGAGUUGUCAAAAGGCCAGGCUUGAGUGCGCCUAUAAGGCACCACAACCGCCGCGGAAGCGGAAACGUAGGGAAAGCGAGUAUCUGGACGAGCGCUUAGCAAGGUACGAGCGCAUUCUACAGGAGAAUGGCCUUCUCCCGACAACCGAGACACGGUCGUCCUCUUGCAGAGGAACUCCGGGGAGCGUCCAUGAGGAAGGCCCUCCCCGCACAGCUCAAAGUGAUGCAGAAAGGACUGGAAGGCUAGUUUCCGAGGAUGGAAAAUUACGGUACAUCGACAGUCGAGUGUGGCUCGAUGUGGCAGAAGUAAGUAUGCGAGAGCUGUCUAACAAUGGGGUGGACGACCAAGCUGCUCCCGUGGCCAUGGACUUGCCGGUAGAUGAUCUAAUUUCUGGGUCACUGCUAAGGGUAUCAAAAAGUCUCUCAGGCUAUCAUCCUCCCUAUCCAGGCGCAAUGAAGCUUUGGAAAAUUUAUGUCCAAAAUGUCGAGCCUCUCUGCAAGGUCCUGCACAUACCCACAACGACAGAAAUGAUUGAAAUAGUAUCACAACACUCGAUUGGAGCUACGCAAGCUCAAGAGUGUCUUGUAUUUGCUGUCUACCAUUUAGCAGUAUAUUCAAUCGCCGAUGAGGACUGUAUCAGAGAAUUUGAGGAACCAAGGGCUGUUCUGAUGUCAAAGUAUCAGUAUGCCACACAACAAGGGUUAAUCAAUGCGUCUUGGCUGAAAACCACCGAAUUGCAGGUAUUACAAGCCUACGUACUUUUCCUGAUCGCGAUGCGGACUCAAACAGAUCCACACACAUUCUGGAUCUGGACUGGUGUCGCGGUCCGUAUCGCGCAGCGUAUGGGACUACACCGUGACGGGGAUAACUUAGAUCUCUCUCCUUUUGACAUUGAAAUGCGAAGGCGCCUUUUCUGGCAACUCAUCCCCCUUGAUGGCUACGCCGGUCAACUGUCAGGCACUGGUAUUUCCAUCGCACCGGGUGGCUGGGAUACGAAGCGGCCACUCAACGUGAACGAUGAACAGAUACAUCCCGGCAUGAAGCAGCCGCCCAAUGCGCAGAAAGGUGCCUCGGAGAUGCUAUUUUGUCUCACGAAAGCAGAGCUAUCUGAAUUCUAUGCCCGCACAGCAGUAAAGAUGAACUCUAUCAGUCCUAAGGACAAAGUGCGAGAUAACGCCGAGAUCGAAAGGCUAAUAGACAAUCUCGAAAGUGACAUAGAGAUGAAGUAUCUGAGGCACUGCGAUAUCACAAAUCCAGUACAUAUCCUGACACUUGGUAUCGUCAGGUCUGCCGCGAACAUGGUACGCCUGCGCAGUCGGAUGGCGACCCUAAUGAGUCAAAACUCCAACGGCGUACAACGAUGGGAGCUCUGCGUCCUGGCAGAGAAGAUCCUUGACACUGACUGCGCUCUAUAUGCUAAUUCAGAUCUACAGAGGUUUCAGUGGCACAUCAAGACAUUCUUUGUUUGGGACGCUUUGAUAUGCAUUUUGAAUUGCCUGGCUACGGACGGGUUCUUUUCGAGCACGGAUCUAGACCGAAAAUGGGAGAAGAUUAUCGUUGCCUACUCGAACCACCCAGACAUACUUAAGAGCAAGGGAGCCCAUCAUGCGGUAGUUCGCAAGAUGACUCACAAGGCAUGGAUCUCGAAUCCACCUAGCAGCUCCUUGGCUGAGCCGGCGUUCAUCGCCACGUUGCGAUCUCGAACCGAGACCAGGGACUUUGGACGUGCACAAAACCUAGACAAGAUGACACGGCAUGAUGAGCCCGCGGAAGAGGCGUAUUUUCUUGAUACUCUUCUUCAGAGCCCUGGAGGGACUGACUUGUACUUUGACGGUAGUUUUAGCUAUGGGGCCGCCGAUUUGACAUUCUGGGAUCAAGUAUAG
This is a messenger RNA of Aspergillus bombycis, 2037 nucleotides long. RefSeq names its product putative C6 transcription factor. The transcript has a single exon. Gene Ontology annotation, biological process: regulation of DNA-templated transcription; DNA-templated transcription. Gene Ontology annotation, molecular function: DNA binding; zinc ion binding; DNA-binding transcription factor activity, RNA polymerase II-specific. The record is from RefSeq and is a predicted model, not a curated record. The coding region runs from base 1 to 2037 and encodes 678 amino acids. Lineage: Eukaryota; Fungi; Ascomycota; Eurotiomycetes; Eurotiales; Aspergillaceae.